This is a messenger RNA of Erigeron canadensis, 936 nucleotides long. RefSeq names its product photosynthetic NDH subunit of lumenal location 3, chloroplastic. The transcript is spliced from 3 exons. Gene Ontology annotation, biological process: photosynthetic electron transport chain; photosynthesis. Gene Ontology annotation, molecular function: calcium ion binding. The record is from RefSeq and is a predicted model, not a curated record. Gene Ontology annotation, cellular component: photosystem II; extrinsic component of membrane; photosystem II oxygen evolving complex. Bases 80 to 742 code for a protein of 220 amino acids. Lineage: Eukaryota; Viridiplantae; Streptophyta; Magnoliopsida; Asterales; Asteraceae.
GCGUGGCCAAUAAUUUCCACCAAUAUCACAACCUCAAACCCAUAAUACUCUUAUCAACUUAUCAUCACACACAACAACCAUGGCUUCCACGGCAAAUUUAAGCCAAAUUUUGGGCACUAUUCCAGUCAUAUCAAAACUUUCUGGUGACGGCAAGCCCCGUACAGAGGCAGCUGCCUCUCGUUUGGUCGGAAACAAGGUGGAAGAAGGUCAAAACAACAUUUUAAAACCAACAAGAAGACUAGCAUUAGGCCUUGGAACUAUUGGAAUUUUUGCCAAUUCUAAUGUAGCAGUGUCUCUAGCUGAUGAUAAUGGUUUUUGGCUGAAUGGACCUAUACCGAUACCCCGGGCUGUCAAUAUGAUUGAUAAUGUGGAGACGGGUACAAGGUCUUUCUUGAAGACGGGUGUGUAUAUAGCCGAUAUAGGGACUAAAGGAAGGCAAUUUCGGCUUAAGAAGUAUGCAUUUGACCUUCUGGCUCUGGGAGACUUGAUCGGGAAAGACGCGUGGAAUUAUGUUAAAAAGUAUCUUCGCCUCAAGUCAACGUUCAUGUACUUUGACUUUGAUAAAGUGAUCUCAGCUGCCACACCAGAUGAUAAGCCACCGCUUCUUGAUCUUGCAAAUAGAUUGUUCGAUACCGUCGAAAAGCUAGAAGAUGCGGUCAAAAAACAAGACCUUCCACAGACAGAGUUACUGUACCAUGACACAAGUGUUAUUCUUCAAGAAGUUAUGACUAAAAUGGCAUAAAUCGUGUCUUCCCUUGAAAAUGUAUCAUUUAUGUACCAUGAUUCUGAAGUAUCUCCAAUCAACUUGUGUCUCAAAACAUUCAUCAAAUGCCUCAUAAGGCCCGUUUUUUAGGCAACUUAAACACAUAGAACAUUGCUGUAUAAAUUCCUAGAGAUUUGCUAUAUUACAAAUUUCUAUUGUUUUACCUUGAAAAA